This is a messenger RNA of Gryllus bimaculatus (two-spotted cricket), 344 nucleotides long. Lineage: Eukaryota; Metazoa; Arthropoda; Insecta; Orthoptera; Gryllidae. The record is from the annotation of a GenBank genome assembly.
CAGACGCCCUGCUGUUCUCAGUGGAGCUCCGCCUCCCGCGCUACGUGCCGCUGAACGGGUCGGCGCGGCUGGGCUGCGAAUACGACGUGCCGCUGGACCAGCUCCACAAGGUGGAGUGGCUGCGCGACAACGAGAAGAUGUUCCAGUUCGUGCGGAACCGCAAGCCGCCCUUCCGCCUCUACACCGUCACCGGCGCCGUCAUUGACAGCCCCAGCGCGGCGCGCCGCUGGUGCACGUCCGCCAGGCCUCGUACGUGGUGGGGGAGCUGCUGGAGGCCAAUUGCACGUCGAGGCCGGCGCAUCCUGUCCCGCACGUCACCUGGCUUCUCAACGGGGACAUGGUGA